ACGCGCGCAAACGUCUCCGAGACACGCCGGUUUACCCCAGAGUGAUAAACACAAAACACCGGACAUCGGUCUAACGCUGUCUGUAGAAUACAGGUGGUUGCGCGUCUGAAAUCAAACUGAAUUUGUAGUGAUGGGAGUAUGUUCAACAAAGGUGAUAUCUGCCGAAUUACAAUUUGGCCUAUUCACUUGACAUUUGCGUUCAAAGCUACCGAACUUUGUUUCCAGUAGUUUACUCCAUUUUCUCCAGACUGCAUUCUGCUACAAUAUGGACUGUUACAGCAUUCUCAAACUUCUUACGGUUCUAUUUAUAACCUAUUACCCAAAGGUUAGCAACAGGAAAUCGACGGUUUCGGUUACCAGUAAAGGCAAUGUCUCUGUGUGACUAUGGAGGUUAUAGAUUUCCACUUUCUAUUUUAAGUUACGUCUCCAGCAGACAGGAAGGUGUUCUGGGGGGUUAGAACACAAACAAAAACAAGUGUGAACCACAUUUGUGCCUUAUUGAUUGGAAGAGGUAGCUGUGCCGCUUGUGCCCUAUGGAGUGCGUCCUUUUCUGUCAUCGUUCGUGUAGUGGAGACGGGCUUGGUUGGCCGUUUUUGUCUGGUAAAAUUCAUAUUAGAAUAUCCUAGCAAGUAGCAAAUGAAAAGUUAAGGUCUCAGGUAUGAAUAAAUAUAUUUUCAUAUCCACAGUUAUAUUGAUAUUUAUUCCGUUGAAUAUUCAUAUUUUCUGGUACUUCUUUGAAUUACAUAUAAGAAAUUUUUUUUCUAUUGGUUACUUCAUUCUUUGUAACUGUAGCAUUUUAACAUUGCGGUAACCAACCCCAAAAUCAGUGUACCAACAAAACCCGCUCACAUAGGAACCCACCCCUGUGAUAAUAUAAUGUUACCCAGCAAACAUCACUCAUCACAGACUUUCAAAUUUUAUAUCAAAAUGCAGCUUAUUCCGAUCCCUAAACUGGAAGUAAUAUAUUACCAAAAUUUCUAUCCAACAUAGUUUUAUGAUACGAUUUUUUACUUUUGAUACUACAAAACGUAAACGUUGACUCACAAAGAAGUAAUUUUUCAGGUGUUUUAACAUGGUACACGACCAUAGUUCAAGAAAACAAACAUUUUGAUUUUACAUGUUUGUGUCCGUGACCUACAAAUGACCAGAAAACAGCUAUGUGCCAACCAACCCCAUUGUGCCAACUAACCCCUGUGCCAACCAAUCCCAGUGUGCCAACUAACCCCUAUGCCAACCAACACCAAUGUGCCUACUAACCCCUGUGCCAACCAACACCGAUGUGCCUACUAACCCCUGUGCCAGCCUGUGCCCUGCUCGUGGUUCAUUCUCCUGGCAGCGUGCAGAAGCAGCGUCAUUGGGCUGCACCACUUCCUGCCACUGUAAUCAGGGUCUUGCUGAUUGGUUAAUCAUUUACCUCUCUGCCAACGUUCAGUCUGCUGCACGAGAGGCCAUGUAUGCAAAAAUAAACAAUGGAAUCAUUUUAAAUUUUAUUAUGUCUACAUUUCAGUGUAGUAUAUGCAGUAUAAAACAUUUAAACUAUCAUUAGUUUCGAAGGUGUCAUUUUAUGUAUGAUGACAAAUUCCCUUAAAUGACAAAAUAUUUGAAAACAUAAUACCAUAUACGCACAAAAGUGUCAAUGUUUUCCUUAUUUUUACACAACCUAUUUGAACAGGUAUCAAAACAUGUUAUAUUUGUAAAGAUUUUAAUUCCAGCGCAUAGCAUAUUUAGCAAAGGAAUGCGUACGGUGUAUCAUAAGUGAAAGAAAUUUUGGUAGUGGUUUCAACUCAUUAUUCUUUGUUCUGUGUUCAGUCCAGGCAUGUGUAGGAAUGUUAGAUGACAGUGGUGCCAUUUAUUUGAUAAAAGCUCAGCGCAUUGUUCUGUGAUUGGCUCUGACAUUCCACAGAAUGCACGUUGCCCAAUGCCUUCCUCACAAUAUGUUAAGUUUCACAACCCAGCUUUGCUGAUAGUGGGUUCUCCCCUAUCACACAGAGAAGCUGUGCAGCCAGCCAAUCACUGUUAAGCAUGAUGAUUUGUAACUGGCCAAUCUUGUUCAUUUCCAGAGAAAACAGCAGAUGGUUUCAACAACAUUAGGCAAAAAAGAACACAUUUUGGUUAGACUGUAAUUUGGCUGUAAAGUACCAUUAUGAUAACAUUCACUAAACAGUCUUGGAGCAUAUUUAUUUUUCCAAACAAGUUUUGUCCGCCAGACAAACAUUCCAGACGUGUUGCAUGCAGACCCACUGCCAGCAUUCCCAGAUGGUUAUCUUUUAGUCAUGAAAUAACCUGGGAGAAGGUCUGUGAAAUACAUUUUAAGAGUGUUCCAAUUGAGUACUGAAAUGAUAGAUUUGUUUGAUCUUGUAGAAAAUUAAGAUGAAUGUCCAUACAUGUGUUUUUUAACUGGAACAGCCAAACUGUAUCACGCUCUGAGUCUGUUCCUGCAGUGUUCCAUAACGCUGAGAUAACGUUAAAAGAUCAUUCAGGAAACCGGACUGCCGUGCAUUCUGGGAAAAUUUACCCUGACUCUCUCCGAGUGUGCUGGGAUUGUUUAAACCCUGUGAGCUGGGCCCACCUCUAAAUGAAAUAUAAUACUGGCUGAACCUAAACAGCGGCUGUUGUGUGAGGUGCUGAUGGUUUGUGGGGCUGGUGUGUGAGGUGCUGAUGGUUUGUGGGGCUGGUGUGUGAGGUGCUGAUGGUUUGUGGGGCUGGUGUGUGAGGUGCUGAUGGUUUGUGGGGCUGGUGUGUGAGGUGCUGAUGGGUUUUGGGGCUGGUGUGAGGGGUGAUGAUGGUUUUUGGGGCUGGUGUGUGAGGUGCUGAUGGUUUGUGGGGCUGGUGUGUGGGGUGAUGAUGGGUUUUGAGGCUGGUGUGUGAGGUGCUGAUGGUUUGUGGGGCUGGUGUGUGAGGUGCUGAUGGUUUGUGGGGCUGGUGUGUGAGGUGCUGAUGGGUUUUGGGGCUGGUGUGAGGGGUGAUGAUGGUUUUUGGGGCUGGUGUGUGAGGUGCUGAUGGUUUGUGGGGCUGGUGUGUGGGGUGAUGAUGGGUUUUGGGGCUGGUGUGUGAGGUGAUGAUGGUUUGUGGGGCUGGUGUGUGAGGUGCUGAUGGUUUGUGGGGCUGGUGUGUGAGGUGCUGAUGGUUUGUGGGGCUGUUGUGUGAGGUGCUGAUGGGUUUUGAGGCUGGUGUGUGAGGUGCUGAUGGUUUGUGGGGCUGGUGUGUGAGGUUUGUGGGGCUGGUGUGUGAGGUGCUGAUGGUUUGUGGGGCUGGUGUGUGAGGUGCUGAUGGUUUGUGGGGCUGGUGUGUGAGGUGAUGAUGGUUUUGUUUAUUCCCUUCGGAUGCUGUGACUCCCUCCUCUUCUCCCCAGGCCAGAGCAGGGUGCCGAAGACCCCAGUCACAUGACUGUUGAGGCUUUGCUGAAAGCCAGCAGCAGUUUUGAAGAUGACCUGAGUCUUGGUGCAGAAGCCACUGUGUUAAAUAUUGAAGAGGAUGGACCAGAGACAGGAACCUGCCCUCUGCUGCUGUCUCCACCCAGGCCUCGUCAGAAACGUCCGGACACCAGCCUCCAGCAGAAACUCAGCCUGCCAUUGGUCAACCUGGGUCACAGCAUGGCGUCUAGCGGCCUUUCAUCCGAAACCAGCAAGACAGCAUCCAGCGUGUCAGAGGUGCUGCAGCUCUGUGCGGAGGACGCGGAGGAGACGCUGUACCAGCUGGGUUUUGGCUGUGACGAGCCGCAGGUCCCCGCCCGCAUCCCCGCCCGCUUCUUCAGCUUCCCGUCCCGGCUUCGCGGCAUCAACUUCCGCCUCUUCCUGGAGUCGCAGCUGCGCCGGCUGCGCGAGGAGGACCCGGGCCUGUCGCUCGCCAGUCGUUUCCGGCAGGUGGAGGUGCUGACGGCGAUGGCCAACGCCUUCUACUCGCUGUACUCGCACGUGUCGCGGACGCCGCUGCAGAAGCUGGCCCCGCCCGAGCUGAGCUUCUCGCCGUCGCCCGUGGAGACCAAGAUCGGCUCGCGGUUCUUCAGCAACGUCCGCAGCGAGCCCCGCUCGCCCGUCGAGCGCUUCAAGGACACCGUCUCCAAGAUGUGCCUCUACACAGGCCCCUCCCUCUCCCGCGGCCCAGACCCCGCCUCCCCGCGCAAGCGCCGCAGCCUGCCCGACGUGGUCGGCAUGGUAAUAGGGAGCGUCAGGUCAGAGGUCCUGUUGCAGGACCAGGAAGCUGGGGACGAGGCCCAGGGGAAGGCCGACAAAGAGGGGGGGGACCCUGGGGAAAGGGGCGGGGUCAGGGAGACGGACAGCGGAAGAGCCGCUAGACCUGAACCGGACAGCACUCAGUGCCAGGCGGCAGUUCGUCCGCGAUGGUCCAUUUCUGGCAAGUUCCGGCCCGGUUCGGAGCCCAGCCCUGCUCCUGGUCUGGCCGGCCCAGCGGAACCCUUGGCCUCGCGACUCGAACCCGGUGCCGGCUGUGCUCCCAUUCGCAAGAUCACCCAGGACGUCAUCUGCCCUCAAAUCACAGAGAGCGUCAGACUGGCUCCAUUCAGGUCGCUCAAAAGAGCGCCCCCUCCUGGAGGGGUUCCCUCGCAGGACACGUCCACAGACCCCCCGGCCUGCGGGGGUGGGUCCGGGACGGACCAGGCCGUCCGAAACACAGGCACAGGGGCCGGGAGUGUAGAAAAUAAACCUGUGCGGGACGAGGCCUGUUUGGCCGGAAUCGGACCGCCGGACCCCCCGCCCGCGCCCCCCCCCCGUCCUCUCCGCAGAGCCGUCGCCUUGCCGCAUCACCGUGACCGGGUGGGAGGGGGACGUUGCCGCCGGUUACGCGGACGCGCCCAGUCACGCCAGGCCCAAUGUGAUCGCCCCUACCUCAGACUCCGGGGGCUGCCCGAAUUUCCUGAGCCCCAACAGAGCUCCGUCCCUGGGGCAGGAGCCACGACCCAGCGAUCAGCAGGCGAACUCCUUUGAGCUGGAGGAGGUUCACAGUGCUGGUGAAGACGAUGGUCCCGCUCUUCUGUCCCAGGUUCAAAGUGCGGGGGAAGACGAUGCUGGACCGACAGACGGCCGGACUGUUAUGGCCGCAGCUCCACUGUCUGCCGUCAAAAGACACCAAGAUGUUAUUCUGAGGGGCGACAGUCUGCAGUCAGACAGCAGCGGCUACGCUGAGGAAGACUGUAACCCUUCCUCACUCUGACCGACAAACUCCUGCAGUUCACCAUGCUCUUCCUCACCCUGAGACACACUCCCACAGCUCACCAUGCUCUUCCUCACCCUGAGACACACUCCCACAGCUCAUCAUGCUCUUCCUCACCCUGCAAGACACACUCCCACAGCUCACCAUGCUCUUCCUCACCCUGAAAGACACACUCCCACAGCUCACCUUGCUCUUCAUCGUGCUCUUCCUCACACUGAAAGACAUACUCCCACAGCUCAUCAUGCUCUUCCUCACCCUGAAAGACACACUCCCUCAGCUCACCAUGCUCUUCCUCACCCUGAAAGACUCCCACAGCUCAUCAUGCUCUUCCUCACCCUGAGACACACUUCCACAGCUCACCACACUCUUCCUCACCCUGAAAGACUCCCACAGCUCAUCGUGCUCUUCCUCACCCUGAAAGACACUCCCACAGCUCAUCGUGCUCUUCCUCACCCUGAACACUCCUGCCGCUCACCAUGUUCUUCCUCACCCUGAACACUCCUGCAGCUCACCAUACUCUUCCUCACUCUGAGGACUCCUGAAGCUGACCAUGCUCUUCCUCACCCUGAAAGACACAGUCCCACAGCACGUCAGCCACUUACACAGCGGAAAGACCUAGAAGCGCCUGCUGUAGAUACUAAAGGACGGACCUGCAAUAAGGGACUGCCCUUGACUUUGCAUGUUUCGGGUUCUUUGCAUGAUAUUCGCCAUUGGACUAGCCGACUGGGGACGGUUUGCCAAGACGGAGCACGGCCCGUCCCUGCAGUUACACAAACCUUCAGCUACGGCUAAAAUACCACCAUUAUGACUUUGGACAUCCAGAGAAAACGGUACACUCCUUUCCUGAAGGCACCUCCAUUCGCUAAAAAUGAUAAGAGUAGGAGUUAUAUCCCAGUGAUAUUACAUCCUCAUUUGCCUGUAGAUUUGGUUUUGACUUAUGAAAUCCAGGCCUCUCCUGUCUUUCUGAGGGUAAGGCAGUUUGCGAGAUUAUGGGGUGGAGUUCUACUGUAUGCAGUAGAUAUUUAUGGCUCGCCACAGAAGGACCCGCUACGCUCGCUGGGAGACUGCAGUCAGGGUCCAGGGCCCCGCGUUCGUCGGACCGUUUAUGACAGAACGCGUCUUUUAUUCUGUAUCCUCCUGCCUUUCUUUAUUUAUGAAUCAUAUAUAGUGUAAUUUAUUAAAAAUCAACCAGUCUUAUGCA
Molecule: messenger RNA, 6370 nt
Organism: Anguilla anguilla (European eel)
Lineage: Eukaryota; Metazoa; Chordata; Actinopteri; Anguilliformes; Anguillidae
Gene: tespa1
Product: thymocyte expressed, positive selection associated 1
Exons: 10
Coding region: 3384-4943 (519 amino acids)
Molecular function (GO): signaling receptor binding
Source: RefSeq, a predicted model, not a curated record